This is a messenger RNA of Camponotus floridanus (Florida carpenter ant), 1641 nucleotides long. RefSeq names its product lipoyltransferase 1, mitochondrial (gene Lipt1). NCBI's taxonomy places the organism in Eukaryota, Metazoa, Arthropoda, Insecta, Hymenoptera, Formicidae. Gene Ontology annotation, biological process: protein lipoylation. Gene Ontology annotation, cellular component: mitochondrion; cytoplasm. The transcript has 4 exons. Gene Ontology annotation, molecular function: lipoyltransferase activity. The coding region runs from base 207 to 1412 and encodes 401 amino acids. The record is from RefSeq and is a predicted model, not a curated record.
CGAGAUACACCGACCAAGCCAGGGUUGAUCUUGCAAGAGGUUAGAAUUUACGACGCGAAAACCUCGCGAUUUGUUUCAGAUCAAGAUUAAUAUAUAGAUAAAGAGACGGCACACGUUACGUCACAGGGUGACGUUAAUCAGGUAGUUCGCAGUUAAUCUACCGUUCGUGAGUCAGGGAGUUCUACGGUUUCUUCGCACACCACGCAAUGUUUCUGCCAACCAGACUGAUCGUUAUCGCCAGACGCUGCCUCCCGCGUCUCGAUAGCAUUGGAGUCGCCAGACACGCGUCCACCUACAAGACCACCUACACCAAGAGAAAUGAAGGAGUGGAUUCGAUCAAGAAGUCGGUAUUCAUGUCGCAAUCCACGAACGUGUUCGUCAAUCUGGCGCUGGAGCAUUGGUUGUAUCGCAACUUUAACUUUUCCAAUCAUCACGUAUUGCUCUGCUAUAUAAACGAUCCUUGCGUGGUGUUCGGUCGUCAUCAGAAUCCCUGGCUCGAAUGCAACGUUCACGCGGCCGAGAAGGAAGGCAUAGCUCUGGUGCGACGAAAUAGCGGUGGUGGUACUGUUUACCACGACAAAGGCAAUCUCAAUUUGACCUUCUUCUCGCGAAGAGAUAGAUACAAUCGAAAUUAUAAUCUCAAAAUCAUCACAAACACUUUGCUUCGACAUUGGGACUUAAACAGCGAAAUCAACAAACGCGAUGAUAUUAUAGUCGACGGAGACUACAAGGUAUCUGGAUCAGCUGCCAAAUUAGGAAUGUCAAAUGCUUAUCAUCAUUGCACACUUUUAGUUAAAGUGAAUAAAGCCAAUUUGAACUCUAUUCUUGAAAAAAAAGAGAAUGGUAUCGUUACGAAUGCAACAACUUCUACACAUUCAGCAAUAAUGAAUUUGUCCGACAUAAAUCCAAAUAUCCACAUGAAAAAACUUAUAGCUUGUAUUGGCUGGGAAUAUAUGCGUACGAAGGCUCUUGUUUGUGAAGACGGAGAAUAUGAUUUCGUUCAACAACAAAAAGGCUUCCAGUAUAUCAAUCCAAACGAACAUUGGUUUCCUGGAAUCAAUCAGUUUAUCAACGACUUUGGUUCCUGGGAUUGGAAUUACGGCAAGACGCCGAAAUUCACAAUUACUCGUACGUUCGAUGUUUCCACUAAUGAUGAUAAAAUACAUCGCUUAAAUUUAAACUUGGAGAUAGAAAACGGUAUCGUGGAAGGAAUCAGAAUGAACUUACCCGCUGGAUUAGUAUCAACUAGUGAUCAAGAUGUGAGUGUGAUUAGCAAUCUUCGUGGGACAAGAUACAACCAUGAAGUGACAGAAAAAAUAAUCUCCGAGAUUGGUAAGAUCGUUACAUUAAACACGAUCCAAAGCAUAGAUGAAAACAAUGUAAGACGAUUUGAUGAGGCUACGCUACAAUGACCUAAUACUUCAGAUAGUCACACGUCUGUUUGAAGUUUAUGUUAAUAAAAAAAGGACAAUAUAUAUUAUAGAUAUAUAGAUAUAAUUAUUAAAAUUAUAUACUUUGUAUUAUGUUAUUGUACAUAUAAUGUAUAAUGUGUAUAUAGUAUUUUAUACACACAAAAAAAAGUUAAGAAAUUUUUUAUUUUGUAAUAUAUGUUAUUCAGUAAUAUAUGCUAUAUCAUAUCAA